AUAUUUGAUUGAAAUUUGUUGACAUGCAACAUGCGCCGUUGGGAGCACACAUCUACAUUUACACACACAUUACACUGACAGACGUGCACACACACCAGGGAAGAGCGAGAAAGAGAGAGCGAGGAGAGGAGGCGGGGGAGCGAUCGAGAAUACAGAGACCGCCAGCGCACCGCGGCUCUUCUCUCCCCAGCAGGCUACGCUCAAGCCUGUGUGGUCCAUUGGGCUGGGGUGUGCUCUCCUCCACUGUUGCUAAGGAGAUGGACGUCUCGAAUGGAGCUGCGGUCCGGGCUGAAAUGUCCAUAUUGUUCCCUUCUCACAAGCCUUUCUCGCUUCAGUGUGCGAUGCGUUUAUGUGUGUUUACCGGAAUCAUCGCGAACAACGUGACGAGUCAGCGGCAGCUCUGCAGCAGCCGCCAGGAAUUGUGGGGCUGCAGCCGAGAAGCUGAAGAAACAAGGGCUUGACUGGCAGCUGCUCGGCGUCCAAGGAAAGGGAGAGACGCGGCCGGGGUGAGAACUGGUCAACAAAUGUUACCUGGCGAGGACGUCGGCUGAAGCUUGACAACGGAGCAUGGCGUCCACAGGCAUGCAGAUAUUUGGAUUUGUGCUGGCGCUGUUGGGGAUCAUGGGUGCCAUGGUGGCCACUCUACUACCCAACUGGAAGGUGAGCGCCGACGUCGGCUCCAACAUCAUCACGGCCAUCUCCCAAAUGCAAGGACUGUGGAUGGACUGCACGUGGUACAGUACUGGAAUGUUCAGCUGCACACUGAAAUAUUCUGUGCUUUCACUUCCUGCGUACUUGCAAACUGCACGCACCACCAUGGUGUUGUGCUGCGUACUGGCAGCCAUGGGUCUCUGCUUGGCGUCCCUGGGACUUAAAUGCACACGCUGGGGUGGGGGUCGACGCUCCAAGAGGCACGCGGCCAUCGCCAGUGGCAGUUGCUUUGUUGCCGCUGGCUUUCUGUGUCUGGUGCCGGCGUCCUGGUUUACCAAUGAGGUCAUCACCAACUUCCUAGACUCCACUGUGCCCGAGAGCAAUAAGUUUGAGCCAGGGGGUGCCGUGUACGUGGCUUUCGUUUCUGCCGGGUUCCUCUUAAUGGGGGGCUCCAUCUUCUGCAUGUCCUGCUCGGGCAAAAGGCACGGCCCACAGGACCUUGUCUUGCUCCCCCCGCCAGACAAAUUGCUACUGCAGCAACAGCAGCAACAGCUGCUCCAACAACAGGAGCUCCAGCACCAGUAUUGCUCUCUUUCCCCGCUAGACAAUAAGACCGGCUACAGCCUGCAGGACUAUGUGUAGGAAGACAGUGUUGUGUAUGCACGGGCUUACAGGAGAGGGGGAGUAGUGGAUGACUACUGCUUAUGCUUUAAGAGUAGGCUGGAUGCCAAACAGGUGGCAAAAUCUGAGAUGGAGAAUAACUAGCUCCUGCUCUUGUGUCUUGCUCCUGUCUUUCUUCUGUUUUGCAAGCACAAGCAGUGGAGGUAAUCCCCGAGUAGCACCUUGGAACAAACAGGCUGACGGCGUCAGAAGCAUGGAUGAGGUGCUGCACAAUCGAAGGCAGCCGCUAACCAAAUGCAAGACAUCCUUCAUCAGUAAAUCACCGGGAGGGUUCCAUGGGGAGUGGAUUAAGCAAAUAGGAAGGAAUUUUCCACUCGUGAAAGGUUUAAAUCGAAAGAAAAAACCAAUCACUUAGCUGCUAUUUACGCUCUUUUGGAGCUCUCUCAAUCGUCAACGUACGCAGUAGAUGGACGUCCUUUCAUAAAUGGCCAUAUUUUGGAUUGCUUUCCCAGCGACUUUGAUGUCUUGCUGCUAAGCAUGCUGUGUUGAGCCUGUCUUGUGUUUUAUUACAGCGUGAUGAUCGCUAGAAGUUCGAGACAUAGCCACACAAUAUGCUUGUGCCUGAAAAAUCUAUAGCGAUAUUAGCGUGUGGAAAGUGCUCAAUGAGGAGGAAGAGAUGUAGGCUACUCGGCAGGUGGAAAUGUGAGGGAGACGGAGAAACAAACAGCAAAAAGAAAUUGAAUGGUUAAGCGGACAGAGUGGGAGUGGACUGUUAUCGUAUUCCCUAUUCCGAAAACAUCCUAAUCCUAGAUUGUCAAUUCUGGCCAAUGUAACCAUUUCUGCCACUCAAACACACACCACCACCCCAUUAGGCAUGCACUCCACUGCUCCUACAGAUACUUGUGAAUCCUUACAGACACAGUAAACACACACGCUCAUGCUGAUUUUUGCAUGUUUUCAACACAGCCAUCCUCUGCCAUGCUACCAUGGAAACCAAAUUAUUGUCUGAGGGCUGGUGCUUGUCAGCCAAGUGAUUUGUUUGUAGUAGGACAUCUUUUUUUUUUGCUUCUAUCCAUUGUUCCGUAAGCUUCAAUCAGAGCCUCUGCAUACACGACUUAGUCUAAUCCCCUUUAUUAGCUAGUGAGAAGAGGCAGCAUCCGUGUUAAAUUGUUUAGAGAUUUAUUUAUUUUUUUGCGCAGAAACAUUUAGUUGCUAGAGUGGUAUAGAGGCAGAUGUAAAGUCUCCCAAGUCAUGGUCAACUGGCUCGCUAUGUGGCAGGCAGCUAAAAAAGGUUUGAGUCAUUCUCCAUAUGUGACUUGUUUCCCAAGCGCAUAAGCAUUGAGGCUGCACCUGAAUAAGGCCUCGGUCUUAAAUAGGAGCCGUUCCAUCUUCCUACACACAGCCACACAUUGAACACACAAACAUAAUGCCCUUCUUCCAGCACACAGCACAUGGAUGUGAUAGCUGACGUAAGAACUCUGAUACAUGUUGAAAUUGUGACGAGACACAACACACUCAAAUAAGCUCACCUACACAAAUGUCAGGGGCACUGUUGCCCUUUCACCCUUCCAUGUCUCAGUCCGCACAUACUCUGUUCAUGGGGAGAAGUGGAAAAAUAUAGGAAUUAUAAUUGAAACAGGAUUUGGCAGUGAUGCAUAGGACCACACAGUUCCCUCCUUCUCUCUCAUAAACACAGCUUUCUGUGGAGGGAGCAGAUGGCCGAGCCCAGCUCGCCACCUGCAGGCUGUUGCCGGCACACCACAAAACAUCGCUGUGGGGUAUCAUCUCAAGCGCUGGCAGCCCUCCGGGACCAGGUUUCUACACCAUCUUGCCCCAACAUCUCCUGCUGACAAUAACUCAGUGCCCAGGCACCAGCAGCAAUGCAAUAAACAAAAACGCUAAGAAUGUGCCAUGUCAUCAAACAAUACUGACGUUUUUGCGUUUCAAGAAUGUGCCAAAUACUGUAGUCUCAUGAUGACAUUUUAUUAUAAUCCGGAAUCCUUUAUCUUUAUUUUUCUAAUAUGUUCUUGUACAUGAAUUGUACAUUAGCGAAUGUUUUAUGGAUUUGUUCUGCCAGACUAAGUCUCAAGUCAACUAGAUGCUUGUGUGCAGUCCAGUGCGGCUUUCGAGGGUUAUUUCAAAUCCUCUUUAUUUCUGAUUUCCCAAAGCACAGUGAGAUUCACUAAGCAUGAGUAUUGAGAGGACAUGAGUGUGGUAUUUUCUAAAUAAAUAUAUUCAUUCAGGAGUAUUAAAGGGUCUGUGGCAGCUGUACACAAGUAUCUACAUGUUUGUUUAUGCUGAGGGACUUGGAAUUCCCUCAGAUUGUUCCAAUAGAAGUUACAAUAUCAUGAUCAUAACCAUAUCUUCUUUAUAAGAAGAGAACUCCAGUGCACCUUUUUUUGUGUUACUAUUUUGAGAGGGUAGGUUGUUUCAAAUGGUUGAGCAUUUCAAGCUCCCUGAACCAGUACAAACACAACACAAGUGGCACUCUGAAAGAAAAAAAAAAAAGGGAAUGACGUCUGACCGUUCCAGCAGGGAGUUAGGAGCUAGAGGGUCCUCUUUUUUGUGUGUCUGUGCAGCUUGAUAUCAGCACGCAAUUUACUUAGCUUAGAAAUGGCCUGAGUGCAAAGUGGUCCUAAGAAUUUAGUUACAAAUGUGCAUAGAAACUGUACCAAUACAUUGAUUUAUCUUUUUGAUAAACUGCAGCUUAUUUUUGUGGAUGCUUCAGCACUUCUUACUUUGCCAGAGCAUAAUUGUGAUGAUGAGCAGCUCACAAGUUCUGAAACAGUUGUCUCAAUGUGCUUGUGCAAGUAGUUCUAUUUUUUACUAAUAAAACUAUUUUAUGAAAGCAACUUGCCUGCCGGGUAUGUGUUACAUGUGUGACCAAUGAGGGCGAAGAUGGCAAUUAGCGGUUUUGCCAAAUAUACAGAUUGUUGAAUGGUACAGACUGUGCUGAGUGCAGCCGGCCAGCCAGGCUGCUCUUACACAGCAAAGCACCCUGGGGAGCAGCGGCAUCGGUUUGACUGUAUGCAUCCAUAAUACAUUGCCAUGUGCAAAUGGGUUUUGAAAAAGGAAUUCUACUCUGAAUGUCGCA
Corythoichthys intestinalis (scribbled pipefish) is the source of this 4366-nucleotide messenger RNA. RefSeq names its product claudin-20. The transcript has 2 exons. NCBI's taxonomy places the organism in Eukaryota, Metazoa, Chordata, Actinopteri, Syngnathiformes, Syngnathidae. Gene Ontology annotation, molecular function: structural molecule activity. The record is from RefSeq and is a predicted model, not a curated record. The coding region runs from base 568 to 1293 and encodes 241 amino acids. Gene Ontology annotation, cellular component: plasma membrane; bicellular tight junction. Gene Ontology annotation, biological process: cell adhesion; bicellular tight junction assembly.